AUGUCGUCGCCCUUGAUCGAUAGCAAGCCUGACAGUAUGGGCGAGAGUGACGAGGCUGUCGGCACCGGAGAAACCUCGGUCCGAAGUUCACGCCCCGACUCCUCAAUCUCGCCUUUGUCGCUGCCUCCAGCCCUCGACGAGUCCAGUGCAGAACCACCCACAGACAGUCUCCACGAAACAAAUCCACAGCAGACAGAAAGAACCUCAAACUUGGUGGUGAAACUCUUCGACACCGAGAGAACUCUCUACCAAUUUGCGACAGCCACAACAACGAUAGGCUUCCAAGACACAGAGUGCGAAUGCGGCGGCAUCUCAUCCCAUUAUCACGGUCGCGGUCGUCUUCAUGACAAGAUGAACGGAACGCAUCCGGCUGUUGGCCUUCGUGGAGAGGUAACUAACACAACCCCAGCGUCACCACCUACAGUAUCAUCAGGUGGCUCGGCGCCAAAGCGGCCAGGGUCACUGCCAAACUUCGUCCAAGUCGCAAAGUCCUAUGUCUUUGAGCAGGAGAUUCAAGACCGUCUGAGACAGAAUGGAGUCAGCCAAGCACGAGAGGACAACAUCCGGCUGGCGGGCGUGCAGUGGAUCGACAAUGUGCGGCGGGCAUUGAAGCUUCCAGUGCGAACCUUCAACACCGCUGUGGUCUACUAUCACAAAUUCCGCCUCCAGCACUCGGACGGAGAGUACAGCUUCAUAGACGCCUCGGCGGCAGCCCUCUUCGCGGCCUGCAAGAUCGAAGACACGCUCAAGAAAUCCCGAGACAUCCUCUGCGCGGCGCACAAUCUCAAAGCACCUCGGAAUGAACAACUUUCACCAGACGACCAGAUCUUCGAACACCACUCUCGCACCAUCAUCGGCCUCGAACGCCUCAUGCUCGAAGCCUCGGGCUUCGACUUCCGCAACCGCCACCCGCAGGAAUUCCUGAUCAAACUGCUCAAACACUACAAAUUCCAAAAGACCUCGCCCGUCGUGAAACUCGCCUACACAAUCUCUCUCGACCUCUACCGCACAUGGGCGCCCGUCAAGCAAACCACGGCGGUCAUGUCCUUCGCGUGCCUCGAACUCGCGGGCCGCUUGUUGGACGAGGAAUUUGCACCGGUGUGGCAGGGGCAAGAUUACGCCGAGUGGCGCGUCGAGCCCGGCAUGGUCAUGGAGACACUCCUCGAUCUGUUGGAGCUGUACACGCACCAUCGCAACCAGAGCGUGAUCGGGCCGGAGUUUCCGGUGGAUCGGUUCCUCGAGGUGCGCAUCCCCCUCAACCAGGAGAGCGCGGACAAGAAGAUCCCGAGAUUUACGGCGUGGGUGGAGCGCGGCGAUGAGGAAACGGCGGCGGCGAACGGCAUCAACGGCAUUAAUGGGGCCAAGAAGCAUCAUCUCCACGCCAACGUCAAUGCCAGCGUCAGUCCUAGGGACGUGACGAGUCCGAGACGCGGGAGCGCCAACACAAACACCAAUGUCGCCGCCGGAAGUUCUGGGUCUGGAUCCACAGGAGACAGAGAACCCAGACCCGCUCCCAGCGCUGUUAUUGGCGUGAGACAGCGCGUGGGCGAGAGAGGCAGAGAAGGCACCGUCCGGUUCAUUCUCAAUCCUGAUCGGGAGAGGGACGAAAAGGCCAUUGUGGACUUGUUCAUGAAUCCGUGA
Molecule: messenger RNA, 1641 nt
Organism: Cladophialophora yegresii CBS 114405
Lineage: Eukaryota; Fungi; Ascomycota; Eurotiomycetes; Chaetothyriales; Herpotrichiellaceae
Exons: 4
Coding region: 1-1641 (546 amino acids)
Biological process (GO): positive regulation of DNA-templated transcription, elongation; regulation of transcription by RNA polymerase II
Cellular component (GO): nucleus; cyclin/CDK positive transcription elongation factor complex
Molecular function (GO): cyclin-dependent protein serine/threonine kinase activator activity
Source: RefSeq, a predicted model, not a curated record